Molecule: messenger RNA, 354 nt
Organism: Zymoseptoria tritici IPO323
Lineage: Eukaryota; Fungi; Ascomycota; Dothideomycetes; Mycosphaerellales; Mycosphaerellaceae
Exons: 2
Coding region: 1-354 (117 amino acids)
Biological process (GO): mycotoxin biosynthetic process
Source: RefSeq, a predicted model, not a curated record
AUGUUCCACCUCAUUCAUUGCCUCGACUACCUUCGCAAAGCGCUGCAUCCAGAUGUCUACACUCUCGGCAAAAUUCAUGGCCCUUUGCACCAACUCCACUGCAUCGAUCACCUUCGCCAGCUAGUCCAAUGUUCAGCAGACCUCACGAUCAUACCAACGAUAUAUCACCCUGGUAUCCACAAGAAUUACAUCGACGGCGACCAGGUCCACACGUGCCGUGACUUUGGAACUAUUCAUAGUUGGGUGAAGGACCGAUAUGAUGGGCCCGCGGCCGUCAAGCCUCGACACCCGAAUGGGACUGUCCGAGAGGCGGUUGUGGAUUUGAGCGAGGAGGGGAUGCCGGUUGAGUUUUGA